Messenger RNA from Diaporthe citri, 831 nucleotides. RefSeq lists its product as uncharacterized. NCBI's taxonomy places the organism in Eukaryota, Fungi, Ascomycota, Sordariomycetes, Diaporthales, Diaporthaceae. The coding region runs from base 1 to 831 and encodes 276 amino acids. The transcript has 2 exons. The record is from RefSeq and is a predicted model, not a curated record.
AUGGGAAACCAGAAAAUACCCGACGCCUGGGACGAGGACUGGGAGACGCAGGCCGACAGGGCUGCCCAGGCAGAGGAAAAGGAGCCUCCUACAGCGCAAGCACCCAAGAGCAAGGCGGAGCGCUGGGCAGAGCACCGCGAGCUGAACCGCCAAAUCUGGGAAGCAGCUGAGGCUCCCCCGGAGAUGUAUCAUGUAGCCGCCACCAGCAAUGUGCCACUCACCCAGGGCUUCAAGCCGCAGAUGAAGCUCCUCAGCCGCAAGCCGCCGCCCACGACAGUGAAGACCAAGGACCCCGUGACGGGCAUGGAGAAGCUUACCAUCCAGGACGACGUCGAGGAGGAGGACGAGAAGCCGCCGCAGCCGACACCAGAGGAGAUCAGGGAGCGCGCCAGCAGCGCGAGCUCGAGGAGAAGCAGCGCAAGUACGAGGAGGCGCGCGCCAAGAUAUUCGGGGAGUCCCCCUCGGGGGUAUCGUCAGGGGCCUCUACGCCGGGCACCACAACACCCCCGCUCGCGGGGGAAAGCGGCCGGGGGAAUUACCGGGGGCCGGGGCCGUGGGCGCGGCGGGAGGGGCGGCCGCGGCGGCCAGCGGAACCAGGAGAACUACAACAAGGCCGAGGUGCAGGACCGACGACCAGGUAAUACGGGGAGUCCAUUCCGGGAACUCUUCGACCCUGACGCUGGCUCGAAGCCAGGAUCACGUCAACAGCGCGGGGUUGGCACAGCGUCACCUCCUCGUGGCCCAGAGCAUGCGAUUCGAGCGCCGAGGGGGCCAGAUGACAGCGGGCGAGGUGGGUUUGGAUUUGCCAAUCGUGGCGCCAAAGAGGGUUGA